This is a messenger RNA of Ylistrum balloti, 1434 nucleotides long. RefSeq lists its product as uncharacterized. The coding region runs from base 1 to 1434 and encodes 477 amino acids. Lineage: Eukaryota; Metazoa; Mollusca; Bivalvia; Pectinida; Pectinidae. The transcript is spliced from 12 exons. The record is from RefSeq and is a predicted model, not a curated record.
AUGAGAAUUGUUAUACUGACCGUUUUGGUGGCCUGCGCCAUGGGCAUGGAUUUCGACAUGAAGAAUAUCCAGGGGAUGCUUGGAGGUCUCGGCGGCAUGGGAGGCAUAGGAAACUUGAUGGGACAAGCUAAGGACUUAAUGGCAAACCUUAACAUGGACGAUAUUUCAUCCCUCAUUAAGGAUGUUGAUCCCAAUGAGCUGAAGGGAAUCAUCGAACAUAUGCCCCCACAGUUGAUGGAGAUGGUUGAGGGAAUGGGACUCAGCAAGGAGGAUAUCAGCGAUGCCGCCAAGCACCUUCCAGAGCACAUGGACGAAAUCAAGGGUAUGCUCGGCGAUGUACAGAACGGUAAUGUGCAGAAGGUGUUGAAGGAAGAACUUCAAAGUAUGGGAAUGGAGGUUCCCAAAGAGGAUGAUAUGGCCAGCAUUUUCCAAUCCCUGACUGACCAAGCCAGGGAGAAGAUGGCUCAAUUCGGUCUUGAUCCCGAGGACUUUAAAGAUAUCAAAUCUGCCAUCCCCAAAAUGAUUGGCAACCUCCAAAAGGAACUUAAGAGUCAGGGCAUUGAGAUGGAUGUGGAAGACCCUGAAUCCAUCCAGGGCGUGGUUGAGAAAUUUCUCAAGGAACAUUUUGAAAUCCCAGAAAACGCUAGCCAAGAAGAGAUGAGGGCCAAGGUUAUGGAAAGGAUGAGGGAAUAUAUGGACGAUUUAGGAAUUGAGGUCAAUGAUGAAGAUAUGGAAACACCAGAGAAGGCUAUGGAAAUGCUCAAGAAUAAGUUCGUUUCUACUGCCAACAGCUACGGGUUCGACUUCAAAGAAGGUGCUUCUUUCGAUGAGAUCAAGGAGGCUCUUAUGAGUAAGGUGAAGAAUUCCGGAAUUCUGGAGAACCCCAUGGAAUUCUUGCCCAUGCUUGUUAAGGGACUCUCAAGUUUCGGUGGAAUGGGAAUGGGAAUGGGUGAACAACAACAGCCAAUGCCUCAGAUGCAAAUGGCUCCCCAACAGAUGAUGAUGCAGAGGCAAAUGAUGAUGCAGAGACCGAUGGUGAUGCAGAGAAUGCCAGCCCCCAUGAACAUGAACUUCGAAAUCAACGUUGAUGGCCAGAACUCCUACAGGCCACCAUCUGCCUUCCCUGCUUACUUGCGAGGUGCAGAGGAUGCCCUCAUGCACGCUUAUGGUGAUGACAAAGAGGUUGUCCGUCACGUUAUGACUGUGCAACAAGGAAUAAGCCAUGGCGCUGUAUCCGAGGAAGCCGUCCACGAACUACUCACCGAUCUCAUGCACGCUCGACUCCAGGCCCGUGUCCUUGCCGCCAGGAACCAGAUGCUGGAACAACAGGUCAUGCACGAGCAGUUUGAAGCCCGUAUCCCAGUCAGCAGGAGCCCCUUCCUUAACCAUAUCCGCCACAAGUGCAGGCACGGCAGACGCGCCGAUCUCGAGUAG